CACGGCUUUAUUUUACUAGUCCUCCCACACUUUGCCUCCCGAAUCUUCUUCCAUUUCUUGAUUUCUCUGCCACAUAUUUGGGAUUCUUGUGUCAAUUUUUAUCAUCAAACUACCAUUUUCUUACCAAGAUCCCAGUAGGGUCGAGAAAAAUUUUCCCAUGGAUUUCGAUUUUGAGAAGAAGCGCAUCCAAUUUCUGGUGUUCAUCGUCGGCACCAUCGUCCUCAGUUUCACAGCGGAGAAAUGUCGACAUUUGGUUGGGGAGAACGCUUCAUCCCAAAGUGGGAAGUUCACAUUCUUGAAUUGUUUUGACAUGGGUUCUGGGUCUGUUGCUUGUGGUGUGAAGGAGGGGGUAAAGCUCUACUUCUACAACAUACAGUCUGCCCAUGUCGAGAUGGCACGACACAAAGCACUCGAGACCGCAUUGGCUGAUGCAGUGUCCCAGGGAUUGUCUGCAAAAGAUGCAGCAAAACAAGCACAGAAAGAGGGAGCCAAGGCAGCAAAGCUGGCAAAGCGACAAGCGAAACGCAUAAUAGGGCCGAUCAUCUCUUCUGGAUGGGAUUUUUUCGAAGCUCUAUACUAUGGCGGUACCAUUGCUGAAGGCUUCCUCAGGGGCUCGGGGACUCUUUUCGGCGCCUACGCAGGAGGUUUCCUCGGUGAGCAGAGGCUCGGAAGGUUCGGGUAUCUUGUAGCAAGUCAUUUGGGCAGUUGGGUUGGAGGUAGAUUAGGACUGAUGAUAUAUGAUGUUGUUAAUGGAGUGCAUUACAUGCUCAGUUUUGUUCAAGGUGAAGAAGAAAGUGAAGUCCAUGAAAAGGCAGCCUACGUCGAAAAUGAAGCUUUCGACGACGACUCCCAUGUUAAUGAAGCUCCUAUCUACGCCAACUCUGAAGAUUCUGAAGAAUCGUACAACUACAAAUCUACAUCGUCUGAUGAUUCUGAAGCAUACGAAAACUCUGAGUUUAGAUGAUGAAUACUUUGGAUGCAUAGUUGAAUGGUUCAACAAUAGUGUGUUAUUAACAAUUUUACAGGAGACAUUCUAGAUUACCUGUCAGCUUACAUUUUUGUUGCUGGUUCAUUAGUGAAAAUGGGUAGCUGACUGAAUUUUUUAAUUGAAAGAAGUAAAAAGCCUUAUUUUUGUAGUUAGCUUAA
This is a messenger RNA of Momordica charantia (bitter melon), 1146 nucleotides long. RefSeq lists its product as uncharacterized. NCBI's taxonomy places the organism in Eukaryota, Viridiplantae, Streptophyta, Magnoliopsida, Cucurbitales, Cucurbitaceae. The record is from RefSeq and is a predicted model, not a curated record.